GAAAGUGCGCCUAUGUUUUCCUGGAGACAGACACAGUCAAGAACAGCAACAAGCAAAAACCAACCUGUGCUCAUAGCUGCUAAAACAUCUGUGUCCAGAAACAUUGGUCUUUUGUUAACCAUGGACGAUCAAAGAUUAGUAGAGACCAGGAAAGAAAGGUCAUCUGUUGAGGAUUUUCAUGUGGACGACAUCUCUGAAGACAGACACACCGACUCUGAAACAGACACUGAGGGCACACAACAGCAUGCACUGCAGGAGGACCAGAUGGACGUGGACACUUUGGGGCAACUUUUCGAGCACUGCAUCCAGCAAGUGUCUGUUCUGGAGAAGAAGAGAGACGAGCUGAUCCAGGAGCUGCUCAGCAUGCAGGACCCCAUGCUGCGGGUGGUGCAGCACCUCAGGGGGAGGCUGUCGGCGACACGCCGGCUGCUCACACUAGCCCAGCUGGAUUAUAUAACUGUUUAUGAGGACGUGCAACAGGUGAAGAGUAAACUGUUUGCCACAGCCAGAGACUGUAUACAGAGCCAAGUCACGCUGGCCACACAGAAGUAUGAGGUGGCUCAGUCUGCCCUUACACAGGAGGAGCUGCAGGCCCAAAUCCAAAGUCUAACUGAGGAUUUAUCCCAGUUAAAGGAUUCCCAUCGGAAUCAGCUCAACUCCAUCAGGGAUCAGACUUCUAAGCUCUGCAGGCCCAGGGCCAUGAGUGAUGUGGGCCAGUGUCGGCAGGCUUCCAUCAGGCUGCAGCGCAGGCUCAGCGGCAGCGUGAAGGCACUGGAGGGCUGGUACGAGCCUCGUCUCCUGGUUCAGCUGAAGAGGAGACAGACUGGGGAGGCGGCCUUGAGAAACUACAGGGAGCAGGCGAUGGACCUGAGGGCCAAGCUGGGGCCCCUGAGAGAGUGCACACAGAGGUUGGUGGUGCAGAGAUCCUGUCUACUGAACAGGAUUACUCUCAUGGAGACGGAACAGGAGGAGAGCAUUGCACAGCACAAGGUGACCGUCGAAAAAUUAAGAGAGAUUCUGAGAGAGCUACAUUUGGAGUUUGACGUUCAAAGGAAAUCCAAGAGGGGUUUGGAGGAACUUAAAGAGGGCCUUCUAACAGAGCUAACAUUCUUAAGAGGCAAGAAUGAGGCCACUGGCAAGACAGAGAAAGAGCAACACAAAGAGACAAAGCCCCAGCACUGAAUUUGCAGCUACUUAAAAAAAAAACCAACAACCCCAUAAUCACUACUCUGCAGCCUGGUGUAAUAUAUACAUUUAGCACUACAGACCCAUGUAUCCUUAUGCAUUUCACAACACACUCCUCCAUCCACUGCAACCUCUAAGAAUCAAACAGCUCUAGUGUAAAUAUUUUUUUUUUUAUUAUGAAUAUACUUAGGUACUUCAGAGAUCAGAUGUAGCACAGACAAAGGGAAAAAAAUAAAAGCACAACACAUACAAGUGACAACACAAUAUGGAAGAUUCACACUACAAAUAUCAAGCAAAUGAAAAAAAAAAAAAAAACUACAGUAUGUACAGUCGUAUUAAAAAUGGAUCUCCAUAGAAAUGUCUUAGCACAAUUAAUGGAAAAAAAAUAAAACCCAUCAAAAAUACAAACCUGAAAGAUGACAGACAUGUCUGAUUGUAUUAUUACCAGUCAAAGUUGAGUUUGAAAAACUAAAACAUCUAAAAACCUGAACGAACCAGACAUUACUUUGAAUGUCUCAUGACACAAUGAGACAGCAUGUUAUUCUUUCAGUUUCUUUCAGUUAACCCAAAAUGUAUUUCAAAAAGGUUUUUACUGCUUAAAUAUGCAGUGCUGGGAAACUGAUCCAUUUUUAACAAGCAGGUCAAAAGAAGAGACACGAAGGCGGGACUCAUGCCUGGACCUCAGAAUCUGCAGCACCUUCUGGGUCCUCGUCGUUGUAGAUAUUUUCAGCCUAUGGAAGACGGAAAUAAAAUUCACUGUUAAUCUACAGGAUAAUAAAUGUACAGUGGUAAAAAUUCA
This is a messenger RNA of Cololabis saira (Pacific saury), 1984 nucleotides long. Its product is annotated as syncoilin-like. The coding region runs from base 13 to 1182 and encodes 389 amino acids. The record is from RefSeq and is a predicted model, not a curated record. NCBI's taxonomy places the organism in Eukaryota, Metazoa, Chordata, Actinopteri, Beloniformes, Belonidae. Gene Ontology annotation, cellular component: intermediate filament. The transcript is spliced from 5 exons.